GGAGCCUCUAGCCUUGAGGUGAGUUUUGUUCCAGCGGUUACAUGAUAGCCUGCACCUGGAAGAGCAGCCUGCCUCCUCUUCUGUCGGCCUGUCUACCGUAAUGAAAAAUUCCGUGGCCAUGGAAGCCACCAGGAGAAGAGCCCAGCACGGUGCCAAUGGGAAGUCCAGUGAAGAGGAGGGGCAGUCUGCACAGUGGGGGAGAGCAUGGGAGGUUGACUGGUUUUCCCUGAGCAGUGUCAUAGGCCUCCUCUGCUUCGCCCCUUUCAUCGUCUUCUACUUUGUGAUGGCCUGUGAUCAGUACCAGUGCUCCGUCAGCCAGCCUCUGAUUGAGUUAUACCAAGGAGAGACCACCCUGCUCUCCAUCUGGUCCCGAGCGCCCUCCUUCACCUGGUCAGCUGCAAAGAUCUACGCCAUCUGGGUGUCCUUCCAGGUGUUCCUGUAUAUGUGUGUUCCUGACAUUACACACAAGUUUAUUCCUGGCUAUGUCGGUGGAGUGCAGGAUGGAGCACGAACGCCUGCUGGCUUGAUUAACAAGUAUGAGGUGAAUGGGCUGCAGUGCUGGCUGAUCACUCAUGCUCUGUGGUACGCCAACGCCCAAUACUUCCACUGGUUUUCCCCCACCAUCAUCUUUGACAACUGGAUCCCUCUGAUGUGGUGUGCUAACAUACUGGGCUACGCUGUGUCCACCUAUGCUUUCACAAAGGCCUACCUUUUCCCCACGUGCGCUGAAGACUGCAAGUUCACAGGGAACGUCUUCUACAACUACAUGAUGGGCAUCGAGUUCAACCCACGUGUCGGGAAGUGGUUCGACUUCAAGCUUUUCUUCAACGGCCGGCCCGGCAUCGUAGCCUGGACUCUGAUCAAUCUGUCAUACAUGGCCAAGCAGCAAGAACUGUACGGUCACGUGACCAACUCCAUGAUCCUGGUCAACGUCCUGCAGGGCCUCUAUGUAUUGGAUUUCUUCUGGAAUGAGGCGUGGUACCUGAAGACUAUUGAUAUCUGCCACGACCACUUCGGAUGGUAUCUGGGUUGGGGAGACUGUGUGUGGCUGCCAUACCUCUACACACUGCAGGGUCUGUACCUGGUGUACCACCCGGUGGAGCUCUCCAGCGUCCAUGCCCUCGCCGUGCUGUCGCUCGGCCUCGUUGGGUAUUACAUUUUCCGCUCCACCAACCACCAGAAGGAUCUGUUCCGCCGCACCGAGGGCUCCUGCUCCAUCUGGGGCAGUAAGCCAACGUACAUCGAGUGCUCGUACCACUCCGGUGACGGCGGCCUCCACCACAGCAAACUGAUGACCUCAGGUUUCUGGGGGUUGGCCCGGCACCUCAACUACACCGGGGACCUGAUGGGCUCCCUGGCUUACUGUGCCGCCUGCGGCUUCGGACACAUCCUCCCGUACUUCUACAUAGUUUACAUGACCAUCCUGCUGGUGCACCGCUGUGUGCGCGACGAGCACCGCUGCAGCAGCAAGUACGGAAAGGAUUGGAAGCGUUACACUGAUGUUGUGCCGCGCCGACUCAUUCCUGGGGUGUUUUAGAGAGGGGUCAGCAAAAGGGGAGGCAGGACCCACAGGGGUAGGGGCUACAUAGAUUCAAACAUUGGAAUGUAUUGUGUGUUUUAUAUAUGUCUAGAAGAUAACAUACUGAACAUUUUACACUACAUUUUGUACAUUCCAAUAAUAUGUUUUUGUAAAUAAGAGCUGGACACACUCUUUAAGAAAUAUGCAGGUACAGACAUUUAAGUGCUCUUUUUUUCCUGCUUCUUAAAGGCAGUUUGAUACACCAGUAUGCUGCUUCCGUUAUGAUGUGAUCAUUUAACAUACUUAAAAACUAUUUCAAUAACAAUACAAUAUAUAUUUUGGAGCUAGUAAGACCAAGCACAUCUUAAACCACCCAAAGCCAAUAUCAGGAAGAGAAGGAGUCAGUUCUCUAACACACAACAUUCUGUGACAUUCCCAUAAUGCACUUUGCCAUUUUGAUAAUCAUUUAUCAAGACACAACAUGGCUGAUUAUGCUUUCUCAAAUAUGAGAAUUUGAAGUUUCUCUGUUUUAUAUCUUUGUGAGUUUAAAACCUUUUUGUUCCCUUGUCUGCUGCUCAUAAUCAUAAUCAAUGAUGAUGAUGUCACUUAGCUCAGGUAGCCAUGAUGGGGGCUUUUUAUCUCACCAAGUCAUUUCAAAUGAAAGAGAAAAAAAUGUAUUCAUCAAUAUAGACAAUAAUAUUUUGUUGCUGUCGAAGGGAUUAAUGGACCAAUGGGAUUAAGGGUUUCUCUGGCCUGUCUCUUUAAAAAGUGUCAUCUCUGUGUCGGAUUGGUUUUGUGUGUGUCAAAACAUCAUAUGUGUGCUGUUUGAUAUUAUUUCCGUAUGCCAGCACUGCCUUUCCUAUAGCAACAUAAUUCACUUCAAAAGGUUGAUAUUUGGUUGAUUUAUUCUGUAUGAAUACAAGCAAAUAAAAAAGGAUUCAAGAUA
Molecule: messenger RNA, 2465 nt
Organism: Trematomus bernacchii (emerald rockcod)
Lineage: Eukaryota; Metazoa; Chordata; Actinopteri; Perciformes; Nototheniidae
Gene: dhcr7
Product: 7-dehydrocholesterol reductase
Exons: 8
Coding region: 101-1537 (478 amino acids)
Biological process (GO): cholesterol biosynthetic process; brassinosteroid biosynthetic process
Cellular component (GO): endoplasmic reticulum membrane
Molecular function (GO): 7-dehydrocholesterol reductase activity
Source: RefSeq, a predicted model, not a curated record